Molecule: messenger RNA, 2623 nt
Organism: Rhizophagus irregularis DAOM 181602=DAOM 197198
Lineage: Eukaryota; Fungi; Glomeromycota; Glomeromycetes; Glomerales; Glomeraceae
Biological process (GO): superoxide anion generation; defense response
Cellular component (GO): NADPH oxidase complex; plasma membrane
Molecular function (GO): superoxide-generating NAD(P)H oxidase activity
Source: RefSeq, a predicted model, not a curated record
UGCACAAAUUUACGAAAAAAAAAUCGUAUGAUGUUCCCAAUUGUUUCAGGUAAAUUUACAAAGAACAAAUCGCAUCAAAUGAAACGUAAAUUUUUAGAUAUUAUCUCGAUUUAGAACAAUGUUUCCUUAUAUUACUGCGUCUAAAUUAACUUAAAAUGAAACAACUAGUACCCCUAAAAAUCUAAAUUUUGCUAUCAGGUAACAUGAAUAUAAACAAACAUAAGGAGUUUGUUUUUAUAUUUAUUUUUUUGGAUAACUGUCCAUUUAUAUACUAGCACACUAAAUUUUUUUAUUUCUUUUUAAUACUCUAUCAUUUUGAUAUUUUACAACCACCUUUUUAUUCUAAUAAAGUCUCUCUCGGCUGGCCGAGUUUAUUAUUAUCGUGAACAUUUCUGUGUAUUCUGAGUGUUUUUUGGUGUAUACUUGUUUAAAAUAUAACGCGAAAAUAAUAAAAAACCACAAUAAUUUUAAAACCGAGAAUAAAUAAAUCAUGAGUAAAUCUACAAAUCCUUCGCUUGGAUAUAACCCAUAUUUCGACCCGAACUUGUCUAAUGGUGAAAAUAAUCGAUAUACAAGUGAAUACGAAGGAACAAGUGAAUACGUUGAUAGUUCAGAUUUUAGAAAUAGUUAUUCUACAAGUGUCGGUACACAUGAUAGUAUAGUAUAUUCUGAAGAUGCUGUUAUUCAAAGACAACCCUCAAAAAAACUUUUAGUAAAUAAUCCUGGUAAUGUAGGACGCGGUGAUUCAUUAAGAAAAAUAGCUAGAGGAGAUUCUGUAAAGAAGAUACCUAAUCUUGAUAAAUUUGAUCCUUAUCCCUCAAAUGGUACAGCUGUAACUGUUAAAAAACCAGUUACAAAAUUUGAAAAACUUCAAGCAUGGAUGAUUAAUGAAGGCGGUCGUGCCAUAUUUUUUGGAGUAUGGAUAGCACUUCACGGUUUGGUUUUUGCUUUAGCUUUUCUCAAUUACUUUUAUAGCGAUAAUUUGACGGGAGCAAGAGCCGCCUUUGGCAUAACAUAUUCAAUUGCAAGAUCAGCCGCAUUAGUUCUUCAUCUUGAUGCUGCCAUGAUUUUAUUUCCUGUUUGUAGGAAUUUAAUUUCCAUUAUUCGCGCAACACCUCUUAAUAAUAUCGUACCUUUCGAUGAAAAUAUCGAAUUUCAUAAAGCUAUUGGCUGGUCUUUACUUUUUUUCUCUGUACUUCAUACUGUUGCUCAUUGGGUUAAUUUUGCAAAACUAGCCAUUACUACUCCUUCGCCAAUAUUAGGAUGGCUUGAACUUAAUUUCGAAACGGGACCUGGUGCAACGGGCUAUGUAAUGCUUAUAUCGUUGGUUAUUAUGGUUGCUACUGCAAGAGAAAGUGCAAGACGAAGUCAUUUUAAUAGAUUUUGGUAUUUUCAUCAUCUUUUUGUUCCAUUUUUUGGAGCUUGGGCCUUUCAUGGAGCGUUUUGUAUGAUUAAGCCUGAUAGAGAACCAAAAUGUGAUAGUAUUGCUAAUUUCUGGAAAUAUUGGAUAGCUUCAGGAGUAAUUUAUAUUAGUGAACGUAUUCUUCGCGAAAUUCGUGCACGAAAAAGAUCUUAUGUUUCAAAAGUUGUCAUGCAUCCUUCACGUGUUGUUGAAAUACAAAUUAAAAAACCUUCCAUGUCAACUAAAGCUGGACAAUAUAUCUUUUUAUCCUGCCCCGAAGUAUCACUUUGGGAAUGGCAUCCUUUUACUUUAACAUCUGCACCGGAAGAGGAUUAUAUAUCAGUACAUAUCCGUGUUGUUGGUGAUUUUACCAAAGCUUUAUCCAUAAAAUUAGGAUGCAAUUAUGAUGAGGAAUUAAGAAUUCGUAAAGAACAUAGAGAUCGUAUAAAAAGUCAAUAUGAUGGAAUUGAUAUUUCAACAAAUAACCCAGAACUUCAAAAAAUUUUACCUAGGAUUAUGGUUGAUGGUCCAUUUGGAAGUGCUUCUGAAGAUGUGUUUAAAUUUGAAGUUGCUAUGCUUGUUGGUGCUGGCAUUGGUGUUACUCCAUUCGCUAGUAUUCUUAAAAGCAUUUGGUAUCGCGUUAAUUACCCCACAAAAUCGACCAAAUUAUCUAAAGUAUACUUUUUCUGGGUUUGCCGUGAUUAUGAUUCUUUCGAAUGGUUUCAAUCACUAUUGUCAGCUAUUGAAGAGCAAGACAUUGAACAAUUCAUUGAAACACACAUUUAUCUUACGGGUCGAUUACGUCAUUCGGAGGUUGGAAAUAUUCUCGUGAAUGAUGAUGGUAAUGUUAAAGAUACAAUCACAGGCCUUCGCGCACCAACACAUUUUGGCCGUCCUAAUUGGGAUAAGAUCUUCUCGAAUAUGAGAGAUCAAUAUCAAGCAACGGAUAUUGGUGUUUUCUUCUGUGGACCAAAACCACUUGGUAAAACCUUACAUACGAAAUGUAACCUUUGGAGUCAAGGUUUUGAGGAUGGAACUAGAUUUUUUUAUGGAAAAGAAAAUUUUUGAUCAAUCUUAAGAUUGUUAAAUAUACACUUAAUAAUCCAUUUAUAGAUAGAAAAAUCACAUUACAAUAUAGAACGACAGAUUAUUUAUUCUUUAUUAGUGAUGCAUGUAUACCAGUUAGUUUUUUUGUUAUAAUUUUAGUUGUUUAAUAUUUUA